Molecule: messenger RNA, 4470 nt
Organism: Paramuricea clavata
Lineage: Eukaryota; Metazoa; Cnidaria; Anthozoa; Malacalcyonacea; Plexauridae
Source: the annotation of a GenBank genome assembly
AUGGUUAAAGAAAAUUCAGUUAAUUCAAUUAUAAACGAUGGCAAAUCACUUCAGGAAGUCUACUGUAUACCGAAAAGUAUUUUGUGUGGUGAAUAUAAUGUCUGUGCUGACAUUGAAAUGCAAAUGUUUGACGAUGACCAACGAAGCGGCUCAUUAGCAAAGGAAAGUAAUUGACAAUGAGCUGUUGAAUUCAACAAAUGAUAAUAAAGAUGGAUAAUGACGGGAAAAUGAAUUAUGAAAUCACUUCACUUAGCAUGAACAACAACAACUCAAGCAUACAUGAAAUAAGAAAUAUCAGAGAUUUUAAAUCUGAAGUAAAGAAACACAUUUUAAAUAAUUGAACAAUGUACCAUUUUUAACCGCCUGUAUAUAAUAGUAUAUUUUAGUCUUUCUAUUGUAAUUGUAUGCUGAAAAGCCCUUUUGGGAGCAUGUAAUUUUAUAAUACAGGGUGCAUAAAAAAAACAGGGUCCAUAAAAACUUUUUUAUAAUUUUGAAAUUCAAAUUAGUCAUAUCGUAUUGAAUUUAUAAUUACUGCUAAUCAAUUAGCGAGUCGUAAAACGAAAGAUCUUCUACUUUUGGGACAUGCACGGACAACUCAAUGAACUACCCUGUACAGUACAAGCAGCAUUAAAAUAAAGUUAAUUGAUCUCUUUUGUAAACAGCACACGUUUUUGUCACGUAUCAUUAACUCUAAUGAGAUCACUGUAAUUAUGACUAAUUUGAAUUUCAAAGACUAGCUUUUUUUAUACACACUGUAUAACGGAAUAAUUAGUAUAGGUAAUCAUGCGAUAGCGAGUACAAUUAGGGAUUAAUAGUACGAGUGUUUUGAAUUUUGCCAAAAUUGGACGAGCCGCCGGGGCGAGUCCAAUUUGGCAAAUUUCCAAACAUCACGAGUAUUAUUAAUCCCUAAUUGUAUGAGCAACAUCGCAUGAUUACUUGUCCCCGAGCGGACGGCGCGAAGCGCCGUGCGAGGGUACUAAUUCCCCCCGGCUAUUUACACCCGGGGAAACGAAAGCAUUAGCCAAGUCUAAAGUUCAUCAAUGAGCGCGGGCGUGGGUUACCGUGAGUGGUUCGGUGGGUGGUGGGUGGUCAUCCUCACUGAUCUCAAAAAUAUGGCGGACUGUCAUGAAUAGCUGACACUGAUUGGUCCAAUUUAAAGUUUGCAUUAUAACGACUGUCGACAGCGAAAUAGCAAACACUUAUAACGACUGUCGACAGCGAAAUAGCAAACAUUUCUUGAUUUGAUGAUUGAUAAAUUUCUUGCAAAUAUAUUUAAUUUUUGCUCGCAUUUUUGCAAGAUGUUGUAAAUUUCAAGAAAGAAAUUAAAGGGCGAAAGAAUCGGGUAAGAGAAGGGAGCCGACGUCAACGAAGGUAAGUUUGUUUUAAAUAUUGAUUUUAUAAUUACUUUAAAACCCGACGGCCGCUUUGGCCCUUUGGCUUUGCGUAUAUGAAACAACUAAACAAGACAGCAUAUAAUUUCAGUGUAUUAAUAAUAUUGAUUCCCUUUUUUAUUAGGCCUAUAUUGAAUUUUUUAAAUAAAAAAGAAAGCAAAAUUAUUUGCAUGCGAGAAUUUGAAAUCAUUUUAUUGCAAACUCAAAGUUUAUCGAUAAAGCCUUUUUAAUAAUUAAAGGCAGUUUUAAAUAGUUUUAUAAAGAACAUUUAAAACGUUUUGCGAAGCUUUUGUGGUUGAAUUUUACCUUAAAUUGAAGCUUAUAUUACGUAUAAUAACAUACCUAACAUAUAUAUGUUGGGAAAUUCAUAAUUUUGUAAUUAAAAGUGAUAUUUUUAGGCGAUUUUUCAUUUGUAAGAAUAUUCUUAAAAAAUUAUCGUGUUACCAUGACAACAACUUUGAAAUGGUUUUGUCAGCAAGGCGAGGGUUUCUGCAUGCAUGUAUUUUCUAGUUUAUUAUUAGCAUGACAAAAUUGGAUACGUACUUCUCAAUGUCAACAUCCGAUAUUCUCUCGCCAAAGCCCAGUCGUGCCAGACUUUCAACCAAAAUUUGGUGCUUUUGUUCGUAUUUUCAUUUAGUUCCUUUGCUAAAGCAAAAUUUGCUGCUUUUCGUAUUUUCAUCUAAUUCCUCAAGGGUAAUUUCAGUUCACGUUUGUGUUUAAAAACCUUUCCGCCAUUUUGUUUGUUUUGGGAAAAUCAUUCAUUGUACUACAGUACAAUUAACGAAAUAAUUAUACUCCUCUCAACCAAUCAGCAUCCAGUAAUUUUGUCUUGCUAAUAAUAAACUUUCUAAUAAUAUAAUAACUCCAACAGUUGAAAACAAAUAGAUACGUCGCCCUCUCCUCCGCACAGGCUUGUCGCUGGAUUAGUCUUGUGCGUUUUCGAGCAUAUAUAUUGCUGUGUGCUGCCGCCAUGUAACAUUCACUGCACUUUUAAAUUUGCAUCUUUAUUUCUCAGGAAGGCCUUCGCUCGAAACGUCGAAGUCUUACUUGUAAUUUUCGGGUAGUUGAUUCCUUUCAAUCCGCAGCUUUUUGGUUUUAUUGUCACUAUCUACGCUGACACAGACCGUUCGAUUUUAUCGGACUAAUAACACUAUAAUAAGACUAAUAAAAAUUCUCGAAAGCCUCCAUGACCAAUUAGCCAUUCCGAAGUUGAUGAGUGGAAUGGGGACGAGUGUUAAAAAGUGCACAAGUUAAGAAAUUAACCAAAUCACUAAAAAGACCACCUCAAAAUUAGUAAGUAUACAAAGUUUGAAGAUGUUCACAGGAAUAUCCUUCGAAUAAUAAGCUUUCGAGAAUCCGAUAUUUACUAUGAAAUGUAUUGCAAUUUUUGUUUUUGGGACGCGCGUCCCAAAAGCAAUCUUUUAAUCAGUAAUUUCAUAAUUUUCGAAAGUUUAUUAUUCGAAGGGUAUUCAUUUAAACGUCUUCAAACUUUGUAUACUUAUUAAUUUUGAGGUGGUCUUUUUAGCGAUUUUCUUAAUUUGGGCAGUUUUUAAUGCUCGUCCCCAGUCCACUCAUCAACUUCAGAAUGACUAAUUAUACUAAAACUGUCUGUACCAGUGUAGGUAGUACCAAUGUGAAAAUGCUGUGCUGAGUGGUUAUAUUACUACCUCAAAAAACAAGCACAAACUCGACGUUUCUAGCGAAGGCCCUUCGUCAAGAGUUAGCCUUUUUCACGAUGACGAAUAUCUGUCAUUUCAGUUGGGUGGCGGCAUCUAAUUCUCGUUAACCAAUGCAGACGAUUAAAACAACGUGAAAAGCAAUUUUUAAAAAUAAAGUAACCAUUACAAAGCAAAUUUACUAUCAUUCGUCCAAAAAAUAUGAAAAAUCGCUGUUAUGUGGACUUAUCCUGCAGACGACUUCGCCUGAAAUGCCACCCAAAAAUGGCGGCGUGAGAAAGGCUAAUUGGCAAGCCUCUGGAAGGAGAAUGAAGCUCUCAGUCUCCUGCUUUACCUCACUAGACUAAAAAAACUAAAGUAGAUAAGUUUAAAAAUAUUUUAUAGGUAUUCGCCACGCUUUAUUAAGGGAUGUAUUCGUCAGUCACCACGGACAAGUUGAAGAUAAUUGUGGCAACUGGACAUUACCAUGUCGCAGCGUGAGACAUGCUGUGAAGAUUUCCAGACCUAAUGACGUCAUUCAUAUUGAUUACGCGGAGGGAAGACCUUAUAAAGAAUGUGAACAUCUUAUUCCAAAAGAAAACCACACAAUUAUGCUGGAUAAAUCGCUAUCGUUUUACGGCUUUAAUGGAACAGCGAUAUUACAUUGUCAAGAAACUUACCCAUUUUUUGGAAUAAAUAACUCUGAGCAUACAACACCAAAAAUUGUAUUUUCUAACCUUUCACUGGCUAGCCAUGGAGAUUUACUUGAUGCUAUCUAUAACAUUUCUAGCAAGUUUGAACUCGAAUUUAAUUUCUGUGACAUAAAAAGAUCUUCGUAUUUUGUAAGGGCUAAUUCUUUAUCUUGUUCAAUUCAAGUGCUUAAUUCCACCAUUGAAAGCUAUCGAGAUCCGAUAUCGGCGGACUGCACUAAUCUGACGAUUCGUCUGAAUGGAUCGACGUUUUUCUCAUGUCAAAUUAAACUAUCUUCAGGGACUGAAUUUGGCGUAAAUUAUUACGAUUCAAAGCCAGAAUCAAACGUUCAUAUUUAUGACUGCACUUUUAAUACGACAAAAAAACCACUAUUUUGUAACUCGCUUGUUACAAUUAUUCUUGGAACUACCAUAUGUAACGUCAAUAUUAAGUCUUCUAUAUUUGUGAAUUUUUAUGAUAUUGUGGGAAUGCCAAAAUCAGCGGCACUUCUAAUAUCUUCGCUCAUUGGGAGAGUUGAAACAACCAUAGUUUUGGAUAUAUUACGUUUUGAAAACAUUGGCUGUGAUUCUGCAGUGGUAUAUAUGCAUUUAUUGCAAGCUAUCGCAGCCGAACAAUUUAAUGUCGGUAUUUUCAACUCUAUGUUCGUAAACACCACCAGAGCAUUCCAGAGCUAUGUCGACCUGUAUUACGUUAUUCCCUACGGCAUUGACUAA